Suillus fuscotomentosus is the source of this 915-nucleotide messenger RNA. RefSeq lists its product as uncharacterized. The record is from RefSeq and is a predicted model, not a curated record. The transcript is spliced from 6 exons. Gene Ontology annotation, molecular function: protein-containing complex binding. The annotation marks the transcript as partial. Gene Ontology annotation, cellular component: mitochondrion. NCBI's taxonomy places the organism in Eukaryota, Fungi, Basidiomycota, Agaricomycetes, Boletales, Suillaceae.
AUGUCCGCUAUUGCCCAGAAAAUUCUUGUCGUGGGUGGUAAUGGGUUCGUCGGUUCUGCGGUGUGCAAGGCUGCUCUUGCGCGGGGUAUGGGCGUCACCAGUAUUAGUUCAUCUGGGUCACCUUACCACACCCCAAAAGGCCAUACCCCAGACUGGGUGGAGAAGGUAGAAUGGCGAAAAGCUGACGCCAUGAAUCCCGACACAUAUGCUGAUAUUCUACCUGGCGUCAACGCAGUCGUGCACACCAUAGGCACGUUGCUCGAUAAUACACGACGCAAUACACUGUUUCACAACAAGGACUAUGUGGGCUUGCUCAAGUCUAUCAUGGGGAUCACACCGGUCGAGGCACGUCAUCUGGGAGGCUACGACAAACUUAAUCGCGAUACUGCCAUUCGUAUGUGCGAGGCGUUCGCCGCCAGUAAACCCAGCCAAGGAAUGACGGAUGUUCGCCCGUUCGUCUACGUUUCUGCGGAGGACUUUCACAGGCCUGCUAUAUCGGUGCGAUACAUAGAGACCAAACUGGAGGCCGAGAGGAAAAUCGACCAGAUCAUGAAAGAGCAUCCACAGUAUCGAGCAGUGCACGUUCGGCCUUCCAUGAUAUACGACCCCGAGACCAGGCCGAUGACCAUUCCGGCCAAUCUCUUUACCUUCUCGGCGUGGAUGCACGCAGCUAUGCCGUCCUUUGUACCGAUGCCAGCGUCCGUCAUCCGCUGGCUUGGCACAAGUGUGUUCCCCAAAGCGACCGAGCAGACGCCUUCUGCGUUGGUAUCUAUUGCCACGCUGCUGAGCGUCCCACCAAUUCAGGUCGACCAUUUGGGGGAAGCUAUCUGCGCUUCGCUGGAUCCUGCUAAAAACGUGAGGGGACCUGUGGGCGUACGCGCUAUGAGGGAGCUGAUUGGAUGGUCGAAAGGGGGG